Neltuma alba is the source of this 1211-nucleotide messenger RNA. RefSeq lists its product as uncharacterized. The record is from RefSeq and is a predicted model, not a curated record. The transcript is spliced from 6 exons. The coding region runs from base 111 to 944 and encodes 277 amino acids. Lineage: Eukaryota; Viridiplantae; Streptophyta; Magnoliopsida; Fabales; Fabaceae.
UUGUUUUCUUUUUCGGCCUAAAGGAGAAAGGCGUGGAAUUAAAGAGGGCUGACCCAGAAAAGAAGUUUUAGGGAAAUCGAGGCGGAGAAUCGAAAAGCCGGGAAGGAGGAAUGACUACAACCUUGCAAUUGCCUCUAACUCCUACCACCGUUACUUCCUAUCCCUACUUAGAUUCCUCAUGGAAAUCGUUUGAAUUACUUUGCACUGGAAACCCUAAUUUUAAUGGCUGUAACUUCUUCUCUCCGUCUCAGCACGGACGUCUACGGCGGGCCAGAGGAUUUCUGUCCAGACGAACGUGGCUUUUUGGAGAUAUGAAGAGACAUCAGGACAAACAUGGCAGGAGAAUGGAGAAUGUGGUAUGCAUGUUUGGUUCCGAUGAAGUAGGUAUACAAAUUCCAACACAGGCCCAAUCUGUAGUGGAAGGCUCAGGGGCAGUUUUGGCAUCAGAGUUCAAGCCUGUUCCUGAUGUUGAUUAUCUACAGGAGUUAUUGGCCAUUCAACAGCAAGGACCUAGAGCUAUUGGAUUUUUUGGUACACGGAACAUGGGAUUCAUGCAUCAGGAGCUAAUUGAGAUCCUUAGCUAUGCCAUGGUUAUAACUAAAAACCACAUAUAUACAUCUGGAGCAUCUGGGACUAAUGCAGCUGUUAUUCGAGGUGCUUUAAGGGCAGAGAAACCAGAGUUACUUACAGUCAUUUUGCCUCAAAGCUUAAAGAAGCAGCCUCCUGAGAGUCAGGAGUUAUUAUCGAAAGUUAAAAAUGUGAUAGAGAAGCCUCACAACGACCAUCUACCUCUAAUAGAGGCCAGCAGGUUAUGCAAUAUGAACAUCCUUAUGCACGUGCAGCAAGUCAUUUGCUUUGCUUUCCAUGAUAGUAGGUUGCUCAUGGAAACUUGUCAGGAGGCAAAAAACAUGCGGAAGAUUGUAACUCUCUUCUACCUUGACUGAGACAAUUGUGAUGCGUGUCUAUACAUUAUAUAUUCGUAGGGAUUGAGGAGAGACGGGAUUGCUAAGGCUUGGCCAUCCCUGAACCGUUUAGAUUCAGGAGAAUCCAGAUCUCAUUCUUGAGAACAGCUGUGCGCUGUGCCCUUUUAUUUAAAAAAUGGCAUUGCUUCGAUGUACUUAUUUCGGAUGCCAAUUUUGAUAAAUCAAAGUCUGAUUUUUCUAUUUGUUUUUACUAUGCUAUUAAGAAAUGAGAUACCGAAUUUCUCUGGA